Messenger RNA from Chrysemys picta bellii (western painted turtle), 745 nucleotides. RefSeq names its product ATP synthase peripheral stalk subunit F6 (gene ATP5PF). Lineage: Eukaryota; Metazoa; Chordata; Testudines; Emydidae. The record is from RefSeq and is a predicted model, not a curated record. Gene Ontology annotation, biological process: proton motive force-driven ATP synthesis. Gene Ontology annotation, molecular function: proton transmembrane transporter activity.
CCGCGACGGGACGGGCUCGCCUUGGUCUCCGGCCCGGCCCUUCCCGGGGCUGCGCCACCCUGUGUCUCCCCGUCAGCCGCAGAUCCCUCGCCCUGAGCGGGGCUGGCCCCGGCCUGCUCGUCCCCUCCGCCCCGUGGCCGCUCGGCUGCGUGGGCAAAGUAGCCGGGUCCGCGGGGUAACCCGGCUCGGCAAUGGGUUUAAACAACCGCUGAAACCCUCUGCGAGUUCAUCAUGAUUCUCCAACAGCUAUUCAGGUUUUCCUCCAUUUUCCGCUCUGCCAUCUCAAUACACUUGCGUAGGAACAUUGGCCUUUCUGCUAUAGUGUUUAAUAAGGCGAAGGAACUUGAUCCAGUUCAGAAGCUCUUUAUAGACAAGAUCAGAGAAUACAACAUGAAGAGCCAGAAAGCUGGUGGUCCAGCUGAUGUAGGCCCUGAAUACCAGAAAAACAUGGCUGAAGAAAUUGCCAAAAUUCAGCGGUUAUAUGGUGGGGGAGACCUGACCAAAUUUCCAGACUUCAAAUUUGAGGAGCCCAACUUCGAAGAGUCUCAAAAAUGAUGUGGUUGGCGUCUGCAUUCCAAGCACUAGUGUCAUCUUUCUCAUGAAGUUGUUAAAUAGGCCAGCAGUUGUAAUUUAAUGUGGGGUUUCACUUUCAAAUACUUGUUUGACUUCUGAACUCAAUACAGUACAAGUACAACAUGAUUCUUGUGAACUGCCCUAUUCAUAAAAUUCACUUUUGGAAAUCAAA